This is a messenger RNA of Cooperia oncophora, 285 nucleotides long. The record is from the annotation of a GenBank genome assembly. NCBI's taxonomy places the organism in Eukaryota, Metazoa, Nematoda, Chromadorea, Rhabditida, Trichostrongylidae.
AUGUCCAUCCUGCAAGGACAAGUCACUCAAGCUUUUGUGAACGAGGAAAUGUUCAAGACAAACACCACUCCAGGACCAUCUUUCCACUAUAAUGACACAACUUUCCAACAUGAUAUCAAUGAAUGCUGUAUACGGGUACACCGCUAUGGCUUGCGGAAUAUUCAUCGCUGCAAAUAUUCAGGUGACUUGUUUUCUGAUCGUGUGCGAGCAGAUGAGCAACCGAAUUCGACGGAAAUUCGUACAGGCCAUCCUGCGCCAGGACAUUCCGUGGUUCGACACAAAUAA